Dentiscutata heterogama is the source of this 1291-nucleotide messenger RNA. NCBI's taxonomy places the organism in Eukaryota, Fungi, Glomeromycota, Glomeromycetes, Diversisporales, Gigasporaceae. The record is from the annotation of a GenBank genome assembly.
AUGACAACUUCUACGGAUAAACUUCCAACAAUUUUAAUUGUAGGGGCUGGUGUAGGUGGACUUAGUCUUUAUCAAUCAAUUCGAAAAAAUCUUGGUCAGAAAUUUAAUGUAAAAAUAUUCGAACGUGAAACUAGUCCUGAAGAACGAUGGCAAGGUUACAACAUUUUCAUUAAUAAAAAAGGUGUUACUUCAUUAUUUUAUUGCACACCACCUGAAGUUCAAGCUCGCUUUCCUGAAGCAAUGCCAGAUCCAAUUUCUAAGGAACAACAUACUAUAGCGAUGAUUGACCAUUUUGGAAGACAAUUAUUUCAUAUACCACAACCAAAAUUUAAGAGUGUUUAUGAAAUAGAAUCCAUUAAAACUGAUUUUGCAGGUAUAGUUACAUAUCGGAAUAGAUUACGCGAUGUUUUAUUAGAAGGUGUUGAUAUUCAGUGGGGUAAAAAAUGUAUUGGAUAUGAAGAAAGUGAAGACGGAGUUUGGGUAUUGUUUGAGGAUGGAACCAAAGAAUUUGGAGAUUUAUUAAUUGGAGCUGAUGGAAUUAAUUCGCCGAUUCGAAAACAAAAAGUUCCUAAUUUAGAAAUCUUUAAUCUUGGUGUAACUAGCAUCGACGUAGAUAUAGCAGUACCAAAAAAUCUGGCCGACAAAUUUGCAGCUUUUUACUCAAAUGCAUUAAUGCAAAAAUCCCUUGGUCGAAAUGGAGAUUCGUCGUUUUCAAUGAUGCGUCUUAUACCAAUCGAUCAAUCCGAUGAACCACGUUAUAGGCUUACUAUAGCAUAUCAAUAUCCAACAAUCAUCGAUAUCGAAGAUGAAAAUUGUAAAGUUGACGAUGAUGAUCCAGAAUCAGUUAUUAAACAUGCAAUUUCAAGAAUCAAACAAUUACGUCCACCUUGUGAAUUAACGGAUCUAUUGAUUGAGCUAUUUUCGUUGGUUCCAUACUCUGAUCCAGGGAAGAAUAAUCUGUUUCGAGCGUAUAAUCCUCCACGACGUCGUCCACUUCGCGAUAUUGAUCCAUUAUCUGUCCCGCCAUGGAAAGAUGAUAGAGUCGUUUUGUUAGGUGAUGCAGUUCAUGCUAUGAAUCCAAUAUUAGGAUUAGGUGCAAAUAAUGCAUUACAAGAUGCCGAGCUGUUAACCAAGGAAUUACUUAAAUGCGAAAAUGAUGAUUUAAUCGAGUGCAUUCGACGCUACAAUAAGCAAAUGAAAGCUCGAUCAUCUAAAGACGUUCAUUCAUCUCGUACACAAGUGCUAAGACAAAAAAUUCCGGUUGGAGAAUUUGGUUUAGUUUUUAGAUAUU